UCUCAACUAAGUUGAAUCUAUCAUCUUCUUUAAGAACAUCAGAAGUGGAGUCAAUGUCAGGAGGGGCGUGAACAACUAACUAAUCAAUCACCAUUUUUACAGAUUCGCAGUUUUGGGAACUGCAAUUUUGUUACCAAAGAGAAACACAUGAGAAGUUAUACAAUGGAGGAGGAGCAACCGCAAUAAAAACAGCGGAAGGGACGCAAUGUUGUCAAUGGAAGAAGCGGUGAAGAGAUGGGUUGUGAAAUUAUCAAAGUGGGAUCCACACCCCUCUGACUUCUCCUUCGCUCUCUCCCUCCUUCCGUCCCAUGAACACUCCUCUGUUACCAGGUUUGUUAAAUUGGAAGACAGGAAACGUGCUCUUGUCAGCCGCAUGCUUCAGUACGUUCUUGUUCAUGAUGUGUUACAAAUCCCAUUUCCUGACAUUGUCAUAAAACGAACUCUGGAAGGCAAACCCUAUUUGGAGUAUGAUGAUCUUAGAUUCCCAAAUUUUAAUUUCAAUGUAUCACAUCAUGGUGACUAUGUGGCCAUAGCAUCUGAACCUGUAUGUCUUGUGGGGGUAGACAUUGUCUCAUAUGAUGUUCCACAGAGAGAAUCAAUUACAGAAUUCGUUCAACUCUUCUCAUCAUACUUUUCAUGUUUGGAAUGGAAUAACAUAAUCAUGGCUGGCACUUCUGAUGAUGUAUUAAUUGAAUUUUACAGGUAUUGGAGCCUAAAAGAAGCAUAUGUUAAAGCUAUUGGGAGUGGAGUGUCUGAAGGGUUGAAUAAAGUAGAGUUUUCUCACACAAGAUGGACUGAUAUAUCAGCUAAAGUGAAUGGAAAGGUUAUGACACAGUGGAGAUUUUGGCUGUUCGAACUUGGAGAAAGACAUUGUAUUUCUACUCUAAAGGUUUCAAUUGCGAGAGUUCACCCAAUAUCAGCUGCUAUGAGUUACAAAAGAACAUUGAAGAAAGUGGACUUUACGGAAGAUGAAUAUACUCAAGGUCUUCAUCUUCCAAAUGUAGACUUUGUUGAACUAGGAAUAGAACAACUUAUUUCAACUUUACAGAAAACUCUGUAAAAAGAUUUGUACACAUUGAUGAAAAUAUUAUCAUUUUAAAAAUAUUGUAUUCAAUCCAAAUAAGCUCUUUUUUUA
Vigna unguiculata (cowpea) is the source of this 1135-nucleotide messenger RNA. RefSeq lists its product as uncharacterized. NCBI's taxonomy places the organism in Eukaryota, Viridiplantae, Streptophyta, Magnoliopsida, Fabales, Fabaceae. The record is from RefSeq and is a predicted model, not a curated record. Gene Ontology annotation, cellular component: cytosol. Gene Ontology annotation, molecular function: holo-[acyl-carrier-protein] synthase activity; magnesium ion binding.